Didymodactylos carnosus is the source of this 1813-nucleotide messenger RNA. Lineage: Eukaryota; Metazoa; Rotifera; Eurotatoria; Philodinida; Philodinidae. The record is from the annotation of a GenBank genome assembly.
AACUUCCAAACUAAAGCACACAAUGGAAUUAUUAGCGGUGUUUCUACUGCUUUUACGUUGCUGUUACACAGGUAAACUCUCUCGGCUUAUUUGAUGAAAGUGUAGUUAAACGUCUUCUCAUUUUCAUUUUUUAGAAACAGGUGCAGGAAGUGGUGACAAUCAAUUAUUGCAAGAAACCAGAGGUGAACUAUCACAGAAGGAAGAAGGGACUGUUGAAGCUAGAUUAGGACGAGAUAGUUUUGCUGAUGUCGGAUUUAAUCCACAAACAUUUGCCAUUCUAAACUAUCAGGGUUAUCAGAUUUAUAUUUACAGCGCCAUAUCAAAUGAAAAUGAAAAUAAAUUGGAACCACAGAAAUGGAGUAGUAAUGCUCCAGUUGAAGGUGUCUUCCCCUAUCGUUUUCUACAUCCAAAUACAUUGGCAAUGACAUUUCGAUUUGUCUGUUCAUCAGAAGAAAAUGCACAACAGAUUAUGGAAAAAAUUGUUGAUAGUGAUUAUGAUAUUGAAGUUGCAUAUUACUUUGCAGGAUUGAAACAGUUGUCAACUAAUUUCAUCUCGAUAACAGGUGAUCAAUUGAAGAGUGUCUUAAGUAAGACAACAGCUGACGGCGGUAAUACAAAUGCACAGUACAUUCAUCGAAAUCAAGCAUCAAAAUUCUCUUCUAAUGAUUUGAAUCCUGAUCGUCUAACGUCUGCCCUGAACAAUCUGUUUACCUAUAAUGAAACUGAAACACAACGUCACAACUUUUCCGACACAUAUUUUGAUUUUAAUGAAGCACAUGCACAAUCUUCUUCGGCUUCUGCUUCAGUCGCAGUCAACGUUUUAGGGUUUGGUGGAGGAAGUGUUUCAGCAUCACAUGACCAACAAUCGGCGGAUCAACAGGCAUUGAUCACCAAUGAUGUUUUGUCUGCCACAGAAAUUCAGCAUGUUCUUGAGCAACAAGCAGUUGAUACAGAGUGGACAGGUGAAAAAUGGAUUCCAAAAUCAUUUAGUGUUUAUAAAUUAACAGAUAUUAGCGACAGGUUACAAGUAGCUAUUGUGGCUAAACAGUUGAUUGCUGAGAAGAGCAAUGGUGCAAUGGUGAGAACGAUCAGUACUUUGGAAACACCGUCAGGAACUUAUUCCAACAGUGGUAACAACGGUGUCUUAACUGGUGAAAUUCAUUUAUAUUCAAGCCGUACUCAACCUCCAUUGCCUUGGCUUGUAUGUAACGGUACAGCUGUCUCUCGAGUUGAAUAUAAACGUCUCUUUUCUACUAUCGGGGAAAGUUAUGGUGAAGGUGAUGGGAAAACAACGUUUAACUUACCUGAUUUUCGAGGACGUGUACCAAUCGGUGUUGAUGAGUUCGGAAUCCGUGCCGGUCAUGUGGAUAGUACCGGUUCUUCUGGCGGUCAAGCCAUACAGCAACUGAUCGUUGAACAACUGCCGUCACACAAACAUAGCCAAGGUUCCUUCCGUACGACAGAGUCUGGACAGCAUACACACACCUACGCUGACCCAGGACAUAAUCAUGGAGGGCAGCUAUGGAGCAGUCUGGACGCUGCUUUUGAAAAUGAGUUGACGAACACUCUUAUAGAUGGUAGUAAAACACCAGGCAACAAUGUUAAAUGCGGCAUUUCAACCCAUUGCCCUGAUUCUUCUCAGACUCGAAUACUAAAAUUAAACAUUCAUCGUGACACCACACAUAUUACUAUUAAUGAUAGUGAUUCUCAUACGCACAACAUCGAAGGUGAAUCGGAUUCCGUUGGUUUAGGACAACAGUUCAGUCUCAUGCAACCAUUUCAAGCAGUUAACUAUAUUAUCUAUUCCGACUAG